AAAUGUACAGCCCCGUCUGUUAUCCAUUUUAAAUACUGGUCAUUUAAUGGAUCAGUCGAACUUCACGGUCAAGAGCUGAACGUGGCCGGGGAGCCAGAGGUUUAGAACCCCUGAUUUCAGCUUCUACAUUGUUAUAGCUUUUUUUCUCUUCAAGCCAGGACAAAACAAAUAGUUUCUGCAACAACCAUUUUGUGUUUCAUCAAAUUCUGCUUUCCUUCUAAUCCAAUACUUUAUCACGUGUCAGUUACACGGCGGUUCUGAUUCAAACAUACCUUCAUGGUCCUCGUCACAAUCACUCUCAAUAAACAGCAGUGGGUUUGCGUGUGCACAGACGCGCGCCUCCUCUUUCGCUUUCUCUCUCUCCCUCUCUCUCUCUCAUUCUCUCUCUCUCUCUCUCUCUUUCUUUCUCAUCAAUAUGCGCUCCUUCUUCUGAUUCUGAUUCUGGUGCUCGUGCACGUCGAGCCUCGGCAGUAGCAGCAGUCAGGAUGAUAAUGAUGAUGAGGAUGACAACCUUUAUUCUACACCUGACUCCAUCCACGGCCACGCGCUGACUUGCACGGACACACACCUCCACUCUCAUUCACUGCUGUUUAUGUUUUGGAGAUGGAUGGACUCAGUGUGUGGUGAAGCGCGUCAGGAGCCUAUGAGCAAUCCCCGCUGCUGCUGCUGCUGCUGCUGCUGCUGGACAACAAGAGGAGAACACACACUGAGGAAUUUAAAUUUUCAACAUUUAAGAACAAAUUUACGAUUUCAGACAGGGAAAAAAUGCUGUUUUCUGUGCGCAAGCUGACGCAGCUGCGCGUCCUCUCUGCGCUGCUCGUCGCGUCAAUCGUCUGCUGCGCUAAAAGCGUGAACGAGCCUGGAAACAUGUCGAUUGUCAAAGAGACGGUGGACAAACUGCUGAAAGGCUAUGACAUCAGACUCAGGCCAGACUUUGGAGGUCCUCCUGUUGCCGUGGGCAUGAGCAUAGACGUGGCCAGCAUCGACAUGGUGUCAGAAGUCAACAUGGACUACACCCUGACUAUGUACUUCCAGCAGUACUGGAGGGACAAACGUCUGGCCUACGUGGGCAUCCCUUUGAACCUGACAUUGGACAACAGGGUCGCAGACCAGCUCUGGGUCCCCGACACCUACUUCCUCAAUGACAAGAAGUCCUUUGUCCACGGUGUCACAGUGAAAAACCGAAUGAUCCGUCUUCAUCCAGAUGGAACUGUUCUCUACGGACUUAGGAUAACGACCACGGCAGCGUGUAUGAUGGAUCUCAGGAGGUAUCCUCUGGAUGAGCAGAACUGCACUCUGGAGAUAGAAAGCUAUGGCUACACCACAGACGACAUAGAGUUCUACUGGAAAGGUGGAGAGUCAGCAGUGACAGGAGUGACUCGUAUCGAGCUUCCUCAGUUCUCCAUCGUUGACUACAAGCUGGUCUCCAAGAACGUCGUCUUCUCCACAGGUGCCUACCCUCGACUCUCGCUCAGCUUCAAGCUGAAAAGAAACAUCGGCUACUUCAUUCUUCAGACGUACAUGCCAUCCAUCCUGAUUACAAUCCUCUCCUGGGUGUCCUUCUGGAUAAACUAUGACGCUUCAGCAGCCAGAGUGGCUUUAGGAAUCACGACUGUGCUGACAAUGACCACCAUCAACACUCACCUGCGGGAGACUCUUCCAAAGAUUCCGUACGUGAAGGCCAUCGACAUGUACCUGAUGGGCUGCUUCGUCAUGGUCUUCCUGGCUCUGCUGGAGUACGCCUUCGUCAACUACAUCUUCUUCGGCCGUGGUCCACAGAUGCAGAAGAAGCUAGCAGAGAAGGCUGAGAAGGCCAACAACGAGAGGGCCGCCAAGUAUGAUGCUGCCAGGGAGGCAGGUAGUCGCACCGCGUCACUAAAACGCUCCAAUCAGAUUAAAGGUCUUCGACACUCGCGCUCGGCAGAGCCGCACGGCCACGGCAACAUUCUCCUCACCACACUGGAGAUCCAUAAUGAAGUGGCAGGUGGAGAGAUCACCACCAGUGUGGCAGACAUUAGAAACUCUCAGUCCAUGGUACAGCUGGACAGCACCGCUUCUGCCUCAAUCCAGUACCGCAAGCAGAGUGGUGGCGUGGGGCCACGUUCGGCCAGCCGCCACUCGCUGGACCGAGCCAAGCGCAGCAGCCGCCUGAGGAGGCGCUCUUCACAACUGAAAAUCAAAAUCCCCGACCUGACAGACGUAAACGCCAUCGACCGCUGGUCACGCAUCAUCUUCCCGGCCGUCUUCUCCCUCUUCAACCUGGUCUACUGGCUCUACUACGUCUGAUCGGAACGCUUUCUUUCUGCUGUUUUUCUCCUUAAUUGUUUGGAUUCUUAAUUUUUUUCCUUCUUUUUUAUACAGGAUGCAGGAGUUUUUGUGGACGUUUACAGACUGAAACAGCAACUAAAGACAAAGACAGAGACGAGGUUUGGGACCAAAUUCUUAUCCAGUUUUUUUCUGCAUAAAGUCAGAAUCUGUAUUUUACUGGAGAGUUUCACGUUUCAGGACCACAUGGGAUUGUUUUAGAAUUCAGAGAUGAACCGCAGAAACUUUAGGAUCUUGAGGCUUUUUUUCAGGUUCUGAGAGAAAAGUAGGAAAAAUCAUCACAAAAAGUGAGAAUUUAUUUAAAUAAAGUGUACUCCCUAAACCCUAAAGAGAACUCUGACUUUAAUAUUAAUUAUUACAAUUAGGUCAAAAAAGUCUUAAUCUAUAUUUGGUGUAUUUAUGCUUUUUUUUUUUUUGUUGCUUUUUUUAGACUUUUAUGGAAAAGAAAAUCUAAAUUCUAAGAAUAAUUUCAUGGCUAAUCUCUGAGAGGUAAUUGAUUCUAUUGAUGUUAGUGUAAAAUGUAAUCUCAGAGUAACUCUGUAGAAUUAAUCUCAGAAAUAAAAACAUUCCGAGUUCUCUCAGAAGAUCAAUCUUUAGAAUUCUAACUCGAAGAAAUCGUCAAGUCAAAGGUGUGAGGUAAAAUUCUGACUUUUGUCUCAGGAUAGAGUGAACUCUGGAUAUUGUAAAUAAUUUUAGAUUUUAUUUAGAGUUGUCUUAUAUUUGUCUACACUAAAAAAAAAAUUCAUUCUCAUAUUCUCUAGCAUCAACAGUUCUGAUGUUUUCUCUCAGAAUUCUGAAAAAAGUAGAACCAGAAUUCCUUGGUGAUGUUUACUGUUUUCUGAGGUUUCUACUGUGAACCCAGAUGUGAGACUUGUUUCCCAUCAUUCUCUUGUUUGUGUGUAAAUACAGAGAAACAAACCAGCAGCUGAUUAACAAUGAUAACAACAAUAUGUUUGCAAAAAAA
Molecule: messenger RNA, 3289 nt
Organism: Cynoglossus semilaevis (tongue sole)
Lineage: Eukaryota; Metazoa; Chordata; Actinopteri; Pleuronectiformes; Cynoglossidae
Product: gamma-aminobutyric acid receptor subunit beta-3-like
Exons: 10
Coding region: 766-2286 (506 amino acids)
Biological process (GO): monoatomic ion transmembrane transport
Cellular component (GO): membrane
Molecular function (GO): extracellular ligand-gated monoatomic ion channel activity; GABA-A receptor activity
Source: RefSeq, a predicted model, not a curated record